Panthera uncia (snow leopard) is the source of this 1538-nucleotide messenger RNA. It is a transcript of the gene TMEM255A, whose product is annotated as transmembrane protein 255A. The transcript is spliced from 9 exons. The coding region runs from base 102 to 1079 and encodes 325 amino acids. Lineage: Eukaryota; Metazoa; Chordata; Mammalia; Carnivora; Felidae. The record is from RefSeq and is a predicted model, not a curated record.
ACGGGGAGCGGCAGCCGCGGAGUAGGAUGCUCUGCGGGGCGCCCUGAGCCGGGGGCGCGUGAAGCAGCUUCGGGGGCCGGGGCCACAGGGCAGCUUUCACAAUGCAUCAGUCCCUGACUCAGCAGCGGUCCAGCGACAUGUCCCUGCCCGAUUCCAUGGGAGCCUUCAAUCGAAGGAAACGAAACUCCAUCUAUGUCACCGUGACUCUGCUUAUUGUGUCGGUGUUGAUUCUCACGGUGGGCCUUGCCGCAACCACCAGGACCCAGAAUGUGACCGUCGGAGGUUAUUACCCGGGAGUUAUUCUCGGCUUUGGAUCGUUCCUUGGAAUCAUCGGAUCAAACCUUGUCGAGAACAAACGGCAGAUGCUGGUGGCCUCCAUCGUCUUUAUCAGCUUUGGGGUGAUUGCGGCCUUCUGUUGUGCCAUCGUCGACGGGGUCUUUGCUGCGAGACACAUUGAUCUGAAACCACUCUAUGCUAACCGGUGCCACUAUGUCCCCAAGACAUCCCAGAAGGAGGCUGAGGAGGUGAACUGCCCUCACCUCAGCCGUGGAUUCUGCACGCCUCGCAUCCGGGGCAACACCUGCUUCUGCUGUGAUCUCUACAACUGUGGCAACCGGGUGGAGAUCACCGGUGGGUACUACGAGUACAUCGACGUCAGCAGCUGCCAGGACAUCAUCCACCUCUACCACCUGCUCUGGUCCGCCACCAUCCUCAACAUCGUCGGCCUGUUCCUGGGCAUCAUCACUGCCGCUGUUCUUGGAGGCUUUAAGGACAUGAACCCAACUCUGCCAGCACUGAACUGUUCUGUUGAAAAUGCCCAUCCAACUGUUUCUUACUAUGCUCGUCCUCAAGUAGCAUCGUAUAAUACCUACUACCAUAGCCCUCCUCACCUGCCACCAUACUCCGCGUAUGACUUUCAGCAUUCGGGUGUCUUUCCGUCCUCCCCUCCCUCCGGACUUUCUGAUGAGCCCCAGUCCGCCUCGCCUUCGCCCAGCUACAUGUGGUCCUCGAGCGCACCACCCCGCUACUCUCCACCCUAUUACCCGCCUUUUGAAAAACCACCACCUUACAGCCCCUAAAGAGGAAUGCCUGUUGGCUAUCGAGAUUAUUGUGGCUUUUGUAUUUCUGCUUUAGUGGAAGUGUGUAGGGUACAACGUUUAAGGUGUGAUUCUUAUGCAUACGGUUUUACAGAGGCUUGCCAAGCCAGGGAAAGAUAGGGAUGAAGCUUCUGCGUCAUCAGUGCAGAGCAGGGGUGGCUGGGCUGAACCCAGUGCUUCCAAGAAGGGCAGCAACACACUCUUUAAGCAAGGCUGCGGAGCCGUCCCAGCAAGAGGCGUGUCCCGCGCGGACCUGCAUUUCCCACAGGCUUGGCGUCUGCGCUCUGCAGAAGUGUGGUCACCGCCUGUUUCACUUUGUGUAAAUGCAGGGGCCUCCUCGGACGCUUGUAGAUUGCCACCCUAGCACCUUGGUUGAAGCACCUGGCUUAUGGGCCCUAUCUUUCCCUACCGCCAACGUCGGUCCCUAAGGAAAAUUUCCCA